GAGGUAACAUGCAGAAAAACUUAUUGGACUAUAUUAUCGAAUGUUAAAAAAAAAACAAAAAACUUACCAAAUUCAUUAGCUGGCCUCACUGGCUGCCAUCUCAGAGGAACAUUACAUGUCUUGGUUUUUCAUCCAACUGCAUUCGAGAGAGGGUCUGAGUCACUGCAGUAGAAAAAGAUAUGUAACCCUGCCACUGUUCUGGGCCUCUGAGCUACUGCCCCCAAAAUAGACAGUGUUUUGGUGGCCUACAUCUUUUUGAGGGCUAUAGUUGAGUGAUCAAGAGGGUUUUAAAAUGUUACUUCAUGGAAGCUGACAAUUAUUAUUCAAUUUGAGCAUAGUAUUGUUUCAUUUUGUAUAUAGUUAUUUGUUCAAAGUAGUAGUUUCUUUUCCUCAGUCACAUGAAGACUUCUCUGGAAUGACAGCAAUGAAAAGCUUACUGUGCCGACUCAAAUUUCAUAGUUGCACUCUAUUAAAGACCCAGUACACCGAUUGCUUCUGUAUUGCACAAUAUAUAUAUAUUUUAAAAACUUUUAGAUUACAGAUGAGAGACUAGAGUCAUCUUACCUUUUCACAUCGGUAGAUAUUUUUGGACCUUGCCUGUCAUACUGCAUUUUGAAAAUUAUUAACCCUGUAACAUUGUACUAACUAAGAUGACAUUACACGGUUCAUUAGUGUUACUUUUGCUUCCGAACGGAAAAUGAGCAUGUCUGUUAAACAGCUGCAAACAACCAUUAAAACCUCCCUUAAGUUAAUAUUUUUUCGUUUAUAAGUGAGUUAACCAUUACGCAAUUUAAUGUUCAUAUACAGAUAAAUAUAAAGCACAGUAUCAGAUUCACAGUUAACAUUUUAGGUGUAAAGAAGUAGCUUUGGCGUUUAGAUUAUUGCCUUGUCAAUAAGGCAGCUUGACACAUUUGAGGACAAAUGGACUCAAGAUACAGGCAUAAAAAAUACAGAAUUGAAAGAGAAGUACUGGAUGAGCAGGGUUUGGAAGCGUUAGCACAGAGAAAACCUUACGCUGAGACUCAACCGUCUAUAAUUAACCAACUUAAGGAUUCCAUGAGGUGUAAUGCAGCUAAACUUAAACAUGGUGUUUUGAGCACUUUCCCUGUGUUUUAUUGGCUGCCCAAAUAUUCGGUCUGGGACUAUGGUAUGCCAGAUCUCAUUUCCGGUAUCAGUGUUGGAAUAAUGCACCUGCCACAAGGUAUGGCAUAUGCAUUACUGGCCUCACUCCCUCCUGUAUUUGGCCUCUACAGUUCCCUUUAUCCAGCAUUAAUUUACUUCUUUUUCGGAACGUCCCGUCAUAUUUCAAUAGGUACAUUUGCUGUGCUCAGCCUAAUGGUGGGCUCUGUGACUGAGAGGCUUUCUCCAGAUGCUGAUUUCCUGAAAAUGAAUGGAACCAAUGUUACAAUAGAGGUGGACAUAGCUGCUCGUGAUUCGUACAGGGUGCAGGUGGCUGCUGCUACCACCGUUCUGGGAGGACUUAUUCAAGUUUUGCUGGGUUUGGUCAAAUUUGGUUUUGUAGGAAUGUACUUAUCUGAACCUUUGGUGCGGGCAUACACAACAGCUGCAGCAGUCCAUGCUGUUGUGGCGCAACUGAAGUACAUCUUUGGAGUGUCACCAGAACGAUUUAAUGGCCCUUUGUCACUGGUGUAUACUCUAAAAGAGGUUUGCUUCUUGCUGCCACAAACGCAUCUCCCUACUCUCGCUGUCAGUGUUGUGUCGAUGGUGUUGCUGAUUGCGGCAAAGGAGCUCAAUUCCUUCCUGAGCCCAAGGCUGCCAGUUCCUAUCCCAGUGGAGCUCAUCACAAUUAUAGCAGCAACUCUGGUCUCAAACUAUGGAUACCUGAAUAGAAAGUACACUAUUUCAGUUGUUGGAGAAAUCCCAAGUGGUUUAAGUUCUCCAAUUAUACCAGAUGUGAACAUUUUUAGUCACGUCAUUGGAGAUGCUUUUGCUCUGGCUCUAGUAGCCUAUGCCAUAUCAGUUUCACUCGGAAAAACAUUUGCACUGAAGCACGGAUACCAAGUGGACAGCAACCAGGAGCUGGUGGCACUGGGUCUCAGCAAUACAGUUGGGGGUUUCUUCCAAUGCUAUGCUGUAUGUGCAUCCAUGUCUCGAAGUCUCAUUCAGGAGAGUACUGGUGGAAAAACACAAAUGGCUGGAAUAGCAUCCGCUUUAAUUGUCUUGGUUGCAAUUCUAAAACUUGGUCCACUUUUUCAAGAACUACCAAAGGCAGUCCUGGCCGCUAUUGUCUUUGUGAACCUGAAGGGUAUGUUCAAACAAUACUCAGACAUUAUUCUUCUAUGGAGGAGCAACAAGACUGAUUUGAUGUUGUGGCUGGUCACGUGGGUAUCUACGCUGCUCCUCAAUCUAGAUGUUGGCCUUGCAGCUUCCGUUAUGUUUGCUCUCCUGACUGUUAUCUUCAGAACCCAGCGUGCAGUAUACUCAAUUCUGGGAAACAUUGAAGGUUCAGAGCUGUAUGUAGACAUAGAGACACACAAAGAGGCAAGAGAAAUUCCAGGCAUUACAAUAUUUCGCUCUUCAUCAACAGUGUAUUUUGCUAAUGCCGAACUGUACCUAGAGGCCCUGAAAGAAAAGAGUGGACUUGAUGUCAAUAAAAUUAUUACCUAUAAGAAGAGACAAGAGGCCAAGAAGAAGCGCAUGAAAAAGAGAGAUGAGAGACAUGCAAAAAGACUAGCCAAGAAAGAGCAUAAUGACCAGACAGCAGUGUUCUCUGUGGAGGUAGAGGACAAAACCCGGAGAAACACAAGCAUGGUGAUGAAUGGCACAGAAAAGGAAGAGCAGAACUGGACCGACAGAGAAAAUGGCACAGUCUUUGUAAAACCCAAUGCAACAGAUGGUCAGUGUAGGUGGGAGUGCUUAAAGGGAGGGGAUCCAGACAACAUAAGUUUAGAAUGGAUGCCUGAGCAGAUUGAUGGAGACGCCACAACCCUCAGCUCCAAAAGUGAAGACACCCUUAGUCGUGAUAUGGAGCGUCUCUCUCUCGGGUCACUUGGCAAAUGGACAUGGGACAUUCACUCUAUUAUUCUGGACCUCUCCACAGCUAACUUCAUUGACACAGUGACUAUAAAGACCAUGAAAAAUAUUUUUCAAGACUUCAGUGAAAUUGAUAUUGAUGUUUACAUAGCAGGUUGUCAGGCUUCUGUCGUCCAACAGCUGGAACUUGGCGAUUUCUUCUCUGAAUCAAUUACAAAGAAACAUCUGUUCGCCUCUGUCCAUGAUGCUGUGCUUCACUGCCUUGACCAUCGCAGAUACGACUCAUUAGUUAACAUGGACAACAACACCAAGCUUUAGGAACUUCAGACAGUGAAGACGUCAAUUUCUCAACAAAGAAUGUGGGAAAGACCUAACAACUAAUUGGUCAUGUUUAAAUUCUUGAGAUUUAAGUUCGUGCUAUGUUUUAGAAUGUCUUUAUAAAUUAUAUUAAUGUUGUCAUUCACUGUGAUUUAGCUAAAUCAGUAGUUGUUAAACAUUUUGCAGAAAAUAUUCAAUACCACUAGAGGGUGCACACGUACCUCUGGGUGCUACUCUUCGCCGUAUACCGCCUAUAGACCCUACCCACCGACGUCACAAAAUCACGUGCUCGCUGUAUGGUUCCGCCCCCUUGUCCGUCAUUUUGUGUCUGUAUUAUCAAUGGUCUCAAUUGAUCGAGCAAUUUAUAAUGCAUUUCAUUGAAGACUCGGUGCUUUCGGAUGCCGUAAACUCACUUGAUGCGUUGCAUAAAAGGCGUUAUGUGGAAAAGCUUCAGUUUAUCCAUUCGCCAGAUCCAUAUUUGAUGCCUAAAUCGAUGUUUUUCGACCCGCUGUCUCCGCCGUAUUUGCCUGACAUCUGCUAGCAACCCUGAUAUGUACAACUAUCUUGUCCACACAAAAUCAGCCUAUUCUCACGAAAGUUUGAAAAACUUUAAGAGCUUGGAGGCUUAUAAAUACUUCGUUGCUGGUUGGGUGAAACAGGUCCUCGUCCACGAAAAUUCGGCAGGAAUCUAUCUUGUGCUAGGAAAGGUGAGUUACGAAAUUUUCAAUUCAAAAUCUUUUGUUAUUGCUAACAUCCACUGUCAAGUCUAAUGUAUUUCAUGUCGUUUGUCAAUGGAGUUAGGGCUUUUAAUGUUUAUAUGGUUUAGCGAUAGCACUCUCACUACAUACAUACGUGUAUGUUGUCGGCGAUUAGCCUAGCAAUGAUCUUAAUUGUGGUUGUCAGCCCAAAACCCUCUAAAUAUAUAUUAAAUGCAUCUUACCAGAAAUAAAAUGACUACUACAUAAUCUGUGGUAAUCGUUUGGAGCCCAGUUUUCUCGUCGAAUUGCAGCAGCCCAUCUCGCUCUCUUCUCUCCGGGUCUCUCGGAAUCCGGUAGAACUUCAAGUCUCUCCGUCUUCUCCGUCUAUCUUCUCUGUUAUUGCAACCGACCGCCACACACGCCUUCACCAUUUUGAUUAUUAAUGUUAACGAGCAGAAAAACUCGUCGUAAAUAGGAGGAAUGUACGUAGCCGUAACAGGUAAACAUGAUGUGUUGACGGACAAGUGGGCGGCACCAGUCAGGAGGAAGGAGUUGUGACGUCACGUGGGUAGGGUCUAUAGUGAGCUGCUAUAGACCCUACUCACCAACGUCACAGAAUGACGUGUCGCUGUAUCCGGCUGCCAUAUUGUCCGUCAGUGUUUAUCCGUAUUCUCAAUGGUUUCAAUUUGUCGUGCAAUUUAUAGUGCAAUUCAUGGAAGCCCCGGUGCUUUCAGACGCUGUAAACUCAUUGGAUGCGUUGCAUAAAAGGCGUUAUGUGGAAAAGCUUCAGUCUAUCCAUUCGCCAGAUCCAUAUUUGAUGCCUAAAUCGAUAUUUUUCGACCUGCUGUCUUCGCCCUCUCUGCCUGACAUCUGCUACCCUGAUAUCUACAACUUUCUUGUCCACACAAAAUCAGCCUAUUCUCACGAAAGUUUGAAAAACUUUAAGAGCAGCACUCUAAGCAACAUUACCCCGUGUGACCCUUUACUUCCAAUUUUCUAAAAUGGCGACAAUCAAUAAAAAAAAAAAGUUGACUGUGAUGGCCGACGCUUCAAGGAUAGGUGGAUAUUGGACUAUUUCUUCAAUAAAACACGCAACAACUGUGUCUGCCUCAUUUGCGAAGAGACAGUCGCUGUUUUAAAAGAGUUCGAUGUGACGCAAUAAUGAUAUUACCGAACAAAACACGCUGAAAUGUACGACAACAUUACAGAGAAGAUACGCAGCGAGAAAUUAUAGCAACUUGAAGCUAGUUUAAUUUCACAGCAGCAGUAUUUCGCAAGAGCCCGAGUGUCGAAAGAGAACGCCACAAAGACGAGAUUGUUGAAAUUAUGAAUUAAAAAAAUUAUAAAGCAAAUGUGACACACAGAAGGGCUUGCUAAAAUUUGUUUAAAUAUAUUGUUCUAUGUAAAUCAGCCAAGGUAGCCCCCCGCAUUUUUACCACACCAAAUCUGGCCCCCUUUGCAAAAUGUUUGGACACACCUGUUUAACUUCUUUCACUUGGUACCAGCUAAAUAUUAUUAAAAAAAUAAUGACGGUGGAAAAAAUAAGCAUCUUGAAUUUGAAACUGUAUGUUGUCGGCGAUUAGCCUCGCAAUGAUCUUAAUUGUGGUUAUCAGCCAAAAACCCGCUAAAUAUAUAUUAAAUGCAUCUUACCAGAUAUAAAAUGACCACUACAUAAUCUGUAGUGAUCGUUUGGUGCCCAGUUUUCUCGUCGAGUUGCAGCAGUCCAUCUCGGUCUCCUCUCCGGGUCUCUCGGAAUACGGUAGAACUUCAAGUCUCUCCGUCUAGCUUCUCUGUUAUUGCAACCAACCGCCACACACGCCUUCACCAUUUUGAUUAUUAAUGUUAACGAGCAGAAAAACACGCCAUAAUAGGAGGAAUUUAUGUAGCGGUAAUGCUUAAACCCGACAAGCUGACGCACAAUAUGGCGCGGAGGCGUGGUUGUGACGUCAUGUGAGUAGGGCCUAUAGCUUCCAGUGACCCCGUGACCCUGGUGUUGAUAAACGGCCAAGAAGAUGAAUGAAUGAAUGUCUAGAUACUUAAUCCCUGACACUCAGUAAUGUUAUUCACUCACUCCAGUGAUUGAUAAUGGUGUAAUAUUGAAACAUACAAUACACAGACGUUUGAUUUAAUUUCAUUAGGGAAAUACAUAUACAGUAUAUCAACAAUAAACAAUAAAAAUGGAUUAAAGGAGCAAAGACAAGGCAACAUGCGUUACACAGGUGUGUGUAUUUUUUGGUCAUUGCAACAAUAAGUUAUUCUAAAAUGUUUUCAUUAGCAAUCUCAGUUAAGUGCAAUUUUAUAGCAACAGCAAAACGUGCAGCUAUUUCAUGCAAUUGGGUUCUACAGUUUCUUUGUAGGACAUUUUAGUGCAACAUUCCCGAAACGGUAUAACCAGUCGAUUCAAUAAAUAACAGGAUAACAAAAUCAAACAAAAUGUGACAAUAGUGCCUUUAAAGUUGCAUAAAACCACUGUGACCUCAUUCCAUGAAUAAAUGCUGUGGUCACCAAAUGUGCUGUGUGCAGGACAGAGGGGGCAGGGCCUGGAUUAUGAGCUACAAUUCUUGAUGUAUAUUGGAAUUCAGUGUCAGAUCUUCAUCAUCUUCAUCCUCUGGCU
Messenger RNA from Corythoichthys intestinalis (scribbled pipefish), 6624 nucleotides. RefSeq names its product solute carrier family 26 member 6, like 1 (gene slc26a6l1). The record is from RefSeq and is a predicted model, not a curated record. Gene Ontology annotation, molecular function: bicarbonate transmembrane transporter activity; chloride transmembrane transporter activity; oxalate transmembrane transporter activity. Gene Ontology annotation, biological process: transmembrane transport. Gene Ontology annotation, cellular component: plasma membrane. Lineage: Eukaryota; Metazoa; Chordata; Actinopteri; Syngnathiformes; Syngnathidae. Bases 922 to 3312 code for a protein of 796 amino acids. The transcript has 19 exons.